AUGGGUACAGAGCAGAUCGAGCUGAAGGAGAGCACACAGCUCUCCAAGCGCUUCUAUUUCGCCUUCUUCUCCAUGUCUGUUCUGGCACUGGCUGCUGCUCUUUCAAUAACGUCGGUCUCUAUUGCGCUCAAGACAAUCGCCCAGGACUUCCAGCUGUCCACGCCGCGGACUUUCUGGCUGGGAACAUCAACUGCCCUCACCUCGACGAUCAUCCAGCCCUGCUGUGCAACAUUGGCCGAUGUUUUUGGCCGCAAAGUCGCGUUGACAGGCAGUGCGCUGCUCCUUACUGUUGGCUCGCUGAUGGGGGCUCUCGCGCCGAACUAUGCAACAAUUCUCGCAGGACGGACAUUACAGGGUCUUGGAUCAGGGGGGAUCUCUGCCCUGACUGAUAUUAUCGUCACGGAUCUCGUUCCAUUGCGCGUCCGGGGCAAGUGGUUCGCUUUCAUCAGCGUGCCCUGGGCCAUUGGGACGACAAUAGGACCUGUCCUCUCUGGCAUUCUCACGACGGGAGGAUCAUGGCGAUGGGUUUUUGGAAUCAACGUCAUCGCCACUACAAGCGCAGCCGUCGCCUGCUGGAUUGCAUUGCCGCAAAUACCCAGCGCUCAGCAUACUGUGUCAACCCUCGUCCAGGUAGACCUUGCUGGAUUCCUGUUGCUGUCGCUGUCGUUGGUGGCUAUUCUCGUGCCCAUCAUGCAGGCUUCGGUCGUAUACCCCUGGGAUGACGCGCAUACUCUGGCGCCGCUCAUUAUCGGCGUCUUGGGGCUUUGUUUCUUCCUCCUCUACGAGCAAUACUGGGCUCGUAACCCCCUUAUUCCCCUCGCGCAGUUCCAAAACCGCACCUGUCUGCUCACGUUCUUCUGCUCCAUGCUGCACGGUAUGGCCCUGUGGUGUAUCAUGUACUACCUGCCCGUCUACUACGAGACCAUCAAAGGGUUCAGCAGUCUCGACAGCGGACUGGCCGUGCUACCCGAGACUCUAACACUAGUCCCUGCGUCUAUUCUCAUCGGCUACCUGGUGAGCUGGAGCGGCAGUUACAGAUGGGCGAUAUGGCUCGGUUGGGCCGUGUCGACCUUGGGUUCGGCGCUCUUAUAUCUUCUCGCCCCUGAAACCUCGAAAGGCGCAUGGAUCGCCCUCAAUCUGCCUGUCGGAGCGGGCAUGGGUCUUUUAUUCGGUGCAAUGGGGUUUGCAGUGCAGGCUGCUGUAGAUCCUGGGCGGGUGUCGUUGGCUGUGGCCCUGUAUUCGUUCUGGCGCUCAUUUGGUGCUGCUAUUGGGAUCUCAGUCGGCAGUGCUAUUGUAUCUAGUGCCGAAUCCUCGUCUCCAGCUGCAGCCUUGAUUGAUUCGAUGAAUGCACUACGGCGUGUUUGGAUCUUCUGCGCUGUUGCGUGUGCUGUUGCCCUGGUGGGGAGCCUUGGGAUUGAGUCUCUCUCGCUGGAUGCGCCUUUGAAGAGAAAGGAUUCAUCUAGUGAUGAUGCUUCUGUUGGCACAACUGAGAAGCAGUAA
This is a messenger RNA of Aspergillus versicolor CBS 583.65, 1500 nucleotides long. RefSeq lists its product as uncharacterized. Gene Ontology annotation, molecular function: transmembrane transporter activity. Gene Ontology annotation, biological process: transmembrane transport. The transcript has 5 exons. Lineage: Eukaryota; Fungi; Ascomycota; Eurotiomycetes; Eurotiales; Aspergillaceae. The record is from RefSeq and is a predicted model, not a curated record. Bases 1 to 1500 code for a protein of 499 amino acids.